Molecule: messenger RNA, 4700 nt
Organism: Acinonyx jubatus (cheetah)
Lineage: Eukaryota; Metazoa; Chordata; Mammalia; Carnivora; Felidae
Gene: TXNDC2
Product: thioredoxin domain containing 2
Exons: 2
Coding region: 1831-3681 (616 amino acids)
Source: RefSeq, a predicted model, not a curated record
UUUAUUUUAUUUUUUUUAAUUUUAUUAUUAUUUUUUUUUAAUUUAUUUUUGGGACAGAGAGAGACAGAGCAUGAACGGGGGAGGGGCAGAGAGAGAGGGAGACACAGAAUCGGAAACAGGCUCCAGGCUCCGAGCCAUCAGCCCAGAGCCUGACGCGGGGCUCGAACUCACGGACCGUGAGAUCGUGACCUGGCUGAAGUUGGACGCUUAACCGACUGCGCCACCCAGGCGCCCCAGGAGAAAAUACAUUUUAAGGGAAAAAGAUACAUUUUAUGACAAGUUGAAUGAAAAUGAUUCAGAGGCGUUGAUAUUUCCGGUUGCUUGGAAUCCAUCUGAAUUUCAGACUGAAGAGGAGAAAUAAUUCGAACAACUCUGCCAAACCUAAAACACAGCUCAGGUCCUCAGGUCCCCAAGUAUGAAUGUACCAUGGUCACAGAUCUCCUCACUUCCAUGAAGAUGUGCAAAUAUACUAUGGCUUUAAAAUUGUCCUACAGUGGAUCUCCUUCCUCCACGAGCCUUGUCUCGAUGGGGAUUCGAGGAGUGAGGAGCAGGAAUUCAAUCUGCCUGCUUGUGGACUUUCAGCCUGAUGCACACUUUCUCAUUCUGGUAGCAGCUCAGUCUUUCCAAUUCCUCCCCUUUCUCCACAAUAUCUGGGUGCACAGGGCCAUGCAGCCCAGUUGUGGCCCGGCCCUCUGGCUCCGAUUCUGCAUGUAAAGUGGCUACUCUGGCCUGCUGCCUUGACUAAGGACUGCUGAGGACCACCGGGCCCAUCUAGGGGUUGGGGCACCGUGCUCUCACCCACUGGUUGAACCUGUCACUCUAGUCGUUGCCCUCUCAUCACAAAUCCCCCUUCAUAGUGGCUUCUCGCUUCUUCCUCGAGGCCCCUAUAGGUCUGCCGGUCUUCACGGGACGCUCGCAUCCCCAGCACUGGCUGUGCAGAAUUUCCAGAUCCCUUGCAUGGGUACAGCAGGCUGUGGGGCCAGGAGCCUGCGCCAGGCCCAAGAAUCCAGUCACACCCUCUGCCAGUGACCCACGCUGCCAUGUUGAUGAGGAGUCCAUGUGAAUGUGGGUGUUUCCUGGCCUCCCCAAUGGAGGCCAGGCAAAUACUCCUCUGCUGUCAGCUUUCCUCUGAACACAUCUAUGUACCUGUUCUCUUGGCUCCCCAUCUAUUGGGAUGGAAGGUGUGACGUUUUCACUUCUCAGGAAAUUUCUCUGCGUCAUAAUCUACUCCCUUCCAAAUAGUCAAAUCGAACACCUGACGGUCAGGCAGGACUUUGCAGAGGAGGGUAACGUGAUUAGGAGGAAACACUUAGAUGGUUAGAGCGGGUGAGUCAGAAAGGGACAGCUGGAGCCGGAGAGUCCUAGAGGAAGGUUGUAGGAAAGGUGGUUUCGAGUUACCAUGCUGGGCAGGGAUUUGGCAAACGGCACAGUUCAGCGUAGCGUUCAGGGAGCAGGCUUGGAACCCGCCCAUCUCCUGGCUUUGUGACCUUGAGCAAGUUACAUAACUUCUCCAGGGCUCAAUAUUCUUGUUUGCAAGGCGGGGAUCAUAAUGGUACUUACCUCAGUGGUUUGUUGUGUUAUAGGAAAUAAUGCCUAUGAAUGCACAUCAGGCACCCGGCACAGCCUAACACACGGCACGGCCACCAUAACCAAGGCUGUCACGAGACUCUCGAAUACUACUGCUCUGAGUACAAAGAGGGAAAGCCAGCCGUGAGUACCACCCGAAUGCAAGUCGUUACUCAUAUUAUGAUGUCAGGCAGGAGAGGCUGGAGAAAGUUGGAGGGUACAGCCUCGUCUCCACUCUGAGGCACGUGUGAAGUCUGAGUGGAUAUGGACAAGGAACAGGAAGUGGAAAGUGAUAGAGCUGGAACCCCGGAAGUUCCGAACAUGAGUCCAGAGAAACAAGAAGCAGAUCAAGGUGAUGCUAAUGAAAGUCCAUUAUUACAGGGCCUGUCCAACCACGUGACUCCCCUGGUCCCAGAAUUCUUGGACACAGCACACAUCCAGGAGAAGGCCUCGGCUUCGGAGGCCGACAACAUACAACACAUGCCUGCAAAGCAAUCCAAAGGUCCACAGCUCAAGGUCAUAUUCCCACCGGCACAGGGCGGUAACAUCUUCAAUUUCUCAGCAAUGACCAUGCAACCCAAGCAGGCUGGCACCCCCAGUUUUUCAGCAAAAAUCAUCCCUCGAGAGCAGGGCAGUAUCCCCAAUUCUUUAGCAAAAAUGAUCCUGCCCAGGCAGGCUGAUACCCCCAAUUCUCCAGAAAAAAUGAUCCCGCUCAAGCAAGCUGGCAUCUCCAAUCCCUUAGCAAAACCCAUUCCACCCAAACAGGCUAACAUCCCAAGUUUCUCAGCAAAAUCCAUCUCACCCAAGCAGGUUGACACCCCCAGGUUUUCAGCAAAAAUAAUCCAACCCAAGCAUGGCAGUAUCCCCAGUUCUUCAGCAAAAAUGAUCCUGCCCCAGCAUGGCAAUGCCCUCAAUUUCCCAACCAAAAUCACCCCACCCAAACAGGCUGAUAUCCCCAAUUCCCCAGCAAAAAGCAUCCCACCCAAACAGGCUGGUACCCCCAAUUCCCCAGCAAAAACCAUCCCACCCAAGCAGACUGACACCCCAAAUUUUUCAGGAAAAAUCAUUCUACCCAAGGACAGUGAUACCCCCAAUCCCUCAGAAGAAAGGAUCCCACCCAAGCAGGCUGAUACCCCCAAUUCCCCAGCAAAAACCAUCCCACCCAAGCAGACUGACACCCCAAAUUUUUCAGGAAAAGUCAUUCUACCCAAGGAGAGUGAUACCCCCAAUCCCUCAGAAGAAAGGAUCCCACCCAAGCAGGCUGAUAGCUCCAAUUCUUCAGGAAAAAUUAUUGCACCCAAGCACGGUGACACCCCCAGUUCCUCAGAAAAAACCACCCUGCUGCAGGAGGAUGGAAUGUCUACUUCCUUAGAAAAAAACAUCCCACCCAAGCAGGAUAACAUCCCCAUGUCCCCCGCCAAAACCAUCCUGCCUAAGAAGGGCAAGAGUCCCAAGUUCUUAGCAAAAUCCAUUCUGCCCAAAGAGGCCAACACCCCUAAGUUCUCAGCAAAACCUUUCCUGUCUAAACAGAUCAACAGCCCCAAGCUAUUAGUGAAAUCUACCCUGUCCAAACACAUCCCCAUCCCCAAGUCCUCAGAAGAAAACAUCCUGCCCAGAGAGGGUGACACCAAGUGCUCAGAAGACAGCAUCCAGCCCAGAGAGGGUGACACCAAUUGCUCAGAAGACAGCAUCCAGCCUAAGGAAGGUGAUAUCCCCAAGUCCUCAAAAGAAGCCAUCCCGCCCAUAGAAGGAGACGUCCUGAAGGCAUCAGGGUCAAUGGAGCUUCUGGAAGUGGACUUGGUGAAGAUGAUCCUAAGCAAGGAGGACUUCGAGUUGGCGCUCAAGGAGGCUGGGGAGAGGCUGGUGGCCGUGGACUUCUCAGCCACGUGGUGUGGGCCCUGCAGGACCAUCAAGCCCCUUUUCCAUUCCUUGUCUGUCAAGUACGAGGACGUGGUGUUCCUGGAAGUGGAUGCUGAUGAGUGUGAUGAGCUGGUGAAGGACCUUGAGAUCAUGUGCAUCCCAACCUUUCAGUUUUAUAAGAAAGAAGAAAAGGUGGGCGAAUUUUGCGGCGCCGUAACAGAAAAACUCGAAGCGAUCAUUGCAGAGUUAAAGUAAUUGUGGAUUCUGAAAGCAUUGUAGACAGUCGGCUCGUGAUAAUCUGUGAUUGCUUUUUUAUUUACCAAAAAAGGUGAGGCGUAACAAAAGUGUAUGUCUGAAUGGCCCCCUGCUCAUAAAUUAUUAAGUAUUAACUCCACCUUUUCGAAAAGUGGUAAAGCACUGAAGCCUACUGUGACCAUGUUUUCAUUGGUAGGAAAGGGUGAUAGUAAAGUUUCCUUUGGUGGAGAUUGGGAGUCCACCUGUCUCGUAUUUUUGUACUGUGAUUUGUUUGGGAACUCACCCUUGGAAAUCCAGCUCAUUUGGUGUUUGUGGCAACAGUGGAAAUUUAGACAGUUCUUCGGUACAAGUACAUGAUUGAAAGAUGAGUGGAGACUUGUUUUCUCAUGCUCACAUAUCUUUUGGGGUUUCUGAUAGGAUACUUUGGGAAAUACAGAAUUUGAAAGAUCCACAGAUCAUACCUAACCUCCUCUGGGUGCAGGGAGUGCUCUAGAGGACUCUGGAAAUCCCAUGGCUUCACCCACCCCGCGUGGGAUUCGUGGCUGGCACAGCCAAGCUCAAAGCUAGCUUCCCAGAUCUCAAGUGCAGGCCUUUUUCUACUAAUCACGCCCACAAAAACCUCGACAGAGCCCAAAGCUUCUGGUUUCUCAGACCGAGCACUUUAUUACUCAGGUCAAAGUCAGGGUGAUCCUCAGUGCCAUUAUGACAUCAGCUCCCCGGUGGCAGAUUUCUUACUUUGUCUCCUGGUAACUGGGUUUCUAAAACCUGCUCCCAGAUGUCUCAGAGCCCAAAGGCCCAGGUCUGGGUCACAGAUGGUGGCUUGGUCCAGAGUUUUGUGUUUACAAAAGAAAAAUGUGUAUGGGAUCCGUACACCUAUACUAGCAAAUAUUUAAUGUAUACGAUUUGAUGAGUUUGGACAUAUGCAUGGACUUAUGAUAUUACCACAAUCAAGAUAAUAAACAUACCCAUCGCUUCCAGAGGUUUCCUUGUAUGUCGUAUUUUUUGUUGUGGUGGUGGUG